CUUUCUUCGGCGUUCUUCUUUCUUCGGUUAUGGAUCGUUGAGUUCUUUGGUUAUAGUUCUCUCUUCAAAUUAUGUUUACCCAAACUCCAUAACCAUGAAUCUAUUCUCCCACCCUCAGAACCCUAAUUUUUUCUUCCACUCUCCUCCCCUAACCACUAACCUUUCCCCUAAUCUUCCCACUCCUCCUGCUCCUCCAGUUCCUGAUCUCUCUGCAGCUCUCUCUUCUCUCAAAGCCCUCAUCUCUCACACACACCAAACCCUCGACUCCUUCUCUAAAAUCCUUUCCCUAAACCCUCAUUCUCUCCUCCGGAAACCCGGAAAUGACAAUCUCGUCGCUUGCCCCGUCAAUCCUCACCAUCUCAUGCCAACUGAGUCUCUCUUCCUCCACUCCCUUCACUGCCCAUCUCCUCUUGACCUCACUCCCCUCGUUGCCUCUUUGCAUUACCCAAGUUCCUUCAAGUCAUCUUCCGAAUUACAACACGAGACUCACUUUAUUCAGUCUCUAGAAAACGCCGGCGAUUCCGAGCUCUGCUUCUCUUUGGAUGAUUACGUAAAUUUUGGGACUAAUUUUUUUUACAAAGAUUGUCCGGGUGUUGUCAACUUCUAUGAGGUUGAUGGUAUAAGGAGGACCUUUCAAUUGCCUAGGGUUUUAUCUGUUGAAUGCGCUAAUUUUGUGGGUUUUGGUGAGAAAGAGGUGAAGAAGGGCUUUGACAUCGAGGGCUUUAGUGUAUUGCCAUCAGAUUACUGGGCAAUUAGAAAUGAGAUUGAUAGCUGGGCGGAUUAUCCCUAUACGUGUUCUUUUAAUGUUCUCUGCGCCUUUUUGGGGUUGAAAAUGGUUGAUGAGGGCGAUAUGAGGAAAUGGCUAAUAGCUAAUUCUCCACGCUAUGGAGUUAUAAUUGAUGUGUACAUGAGGGAUCAUAUGUCGGUCCUGUUUCGAUUGUGUUUAAGAGCAAUCGUCAGGGAAGCAUUUGGUUUGGUAGAAUCAGCCUUGAAAGGUGGUGAAUUAAAAGGGAAAGAACCAGAGAUGAAUUUGAAGUGUAAAAGGUUGAACUGUCCUGUUCUGGUUCAAGUGUUAACAUGGUUUGUCUCUAAGCUUUCUGUUUUAUAUGGGGACAUUAAUGGAAAGUUCUUUGCCAUUGAUAUUCUUAGGCAAUGUAUAACAGAAUCUGCAUCACGGCUGUUGUUGUUUCCGUUGGAAAAACAGGUGAUUGACAUUCAUAAAUCGACAGAAGGAUCUGAGAGAUUAAAAAAUAAUGGCAUACAGAUUGAGGAUAUGAAACCGGAAGAGCCACUCGAAAAAGGUGGAAAGUGUGAACUGAAGAACAGAAUGGAGGGAUCUGUUGUCAAAGGUGUGGUUUUUGUGUCUCAAGUAGCUGCAGCCAUUGCAGCAUUGCACGAAAGGUCCCUUCUUGAAGAAAAGAUCAGGGAAUUGCGGUUUAGUCAACCAGUAACGAGAUACCAGCGAAUGACUGAACAUGAUAUUCUAUCAAAGAGAGCUGAAGAGGAGCGGAUAAACCGUUCCAAUUAUAAGGCUAUCAUUGGGCAUGAUGGGCUUCCUCGACAACAAACAUCUAACCAGGAAACAAAGAGGACAAAGACUAGAGAAGAGUUAUUGGCUGAAGAAAGGGAUUAUAAACGCCGAAGAAUGUCAUACCGUGGAAAGAAAGUAAAGCGAACAACUUUACAGGUUAUGAGGGAUAUAAUAGAGGAGUACAUGGAAGAAAUCAAGCAAGCAGGGGGUAUUGGGUGCUUUGAGAAGUAGAUGAAGACAGAGAAAUGCUACCGUCCAAAUCAACGUCUUA
Molecule: messenger RNA, 1802 nt
Organism: Carica papaya (papaya)
Lineage: Eukaryota; Viridiplantae; Streptophyta; Magnoliopsida; Brassicales; Caricaceae
Product: U11/U12 small nuclear ribonucleoprotein
Source: RefSeq, a predicted model, not a curated record